This is a messenger RNA of Fulvia fulva, 507 nucleotides long. RefSeq lists its product as uncharacterized. NCBI's taxonomy places the organism in Eukaryota, Fungi, Ascomycota, Dothideomycetes, Mycosphaerellales, Mycosphaerellaceae. The record is from RefSeq and is a predicted model, not a curated record. Bases 1 to 507 code for a protein of 168 amino acids. The transcript has 2 exons.
AUGACCACCAACCGCAACAACGAGCCCACCAAACGCUCCCCGAUCAAACGCAUCCUAACCAAGACUCAAUCCCUCCUCAAACUCCAAAAGACCUACAAAGGCCCCUGCCACCUCCUCCUCAUCGAUCCAGCAAUCCGCCUCAAAAUUUACGCCUUCAUCCUCCCAGACUACGACCAAGUAUCGCCCCCACAAAACUCCCUCAACCCACCUCAUCAAUCCACUAACCAACCUCCUCACAUGCUUCUCCGAACCUGCAGAAGCCUCCGCGCCGAAGCCAGCAUCGCGUACCUGGCCCACCUGGACAGGAUCUGUGAGGAAUGGGGCGAGGGAUUCAAGGGGAUUACGGAGCAGAUGCAGGCGUUGAACGCGGUGGGGAGAGUUGAGGAGGCGGGCGAGUUGUAUGUUGCCGCGGAGAUGGUGAAGAGGGCGUGGGAGGUUGCGUUUUUGAGAGGAGUGUGGGAGAUGGGGAGGAUGGGGAGGGAGGGGGUGAGGGUUGGGGAGGUGUGA